This is a messenger RNA of Lachancea dasiensis, 321 nucleotides long. The record is from the annotation of a GenBank genome assembly. Lineage: Eukaryota; Fungi; Ascomycota; Saccharomycetes; Saccharomycetales; Saccharomycetaceae.
AUGAAGUACUUGGCCGCCUAUUUGUUGUUGAACGCCGCUGGUAACUCUGCCCCAAGCGCGGAGAACGUCAAGACCGUCUUGGAAUCCGUCGGCAUUGAGGUCGAGGAGGACAAGGUGUCGUCGCUGUUGAGCUCGUUGGAGGGCAAGUCGAUCGAGGAAUUGGUCGCCGAGGGUAACGAGAAAUUGGCCGCCGUGCCAGCGUCUUCUGGCGCUGCUGCGCCAGCUGCCGGUGCUGCCGCUGGUGGCGAGGCCGAGGAGGCCGCCCCAGAGGAAGAAGCCGAGGAGUCCGACGACGACAUGGGUUUCGGUUUGUUCGAUUAA